GCUUGUGAUUGGUUAUUAAGCUUUCAGUCACGUGUGCGUCAGCGGCCAUUGGUUUACGCUGCCGUAGCCGUUUGAAGGUUUUCUUGUAAAAGCCGUCAGACAGGCGGAGAGUGGCAGACAAACCACAGCCAUUGUUACAGAAAUAACAUGGUUUUACCCACAAAGCUGGAGCUGUACGGUCUGAGGAUUUAGCUUUACAUCUCAAACUACACACAUUUGGAGGGUUUGCUCCUUAGUGUCCUCCUGGAGGUGCCAAACGCAGCGGCCAUGUCUGUGACUGUUCAUGAGAAUCGAAAAUCCCGCACCAGCACGGGCUCCAUGAACAUCUCACUGUUCCACAAGCCUUCACACCCGGACAGCGUGCUGACACACCUGAACUCUAUGAGGAAGCAGUGCAUGUUCACUGACGUCACUCUGUGGGCUGGAGACCGAUCCUUCCCCUGCCACAGGGCCGUCCUUGCAGCAUGCAGUCGAUACUUCGAGGCCAUGUUCAGCGGAGGUCUACGGGAGAGUCUGGACAGUGACGUCAACUUCAGAGACAGUAUACACCCUGAGGUCUUGGAGCUCCUGCUGGACUUUGCCUAUUCCUCCCGAGUCAUCAUAAACGAGGAGAAUGCUGAGUCGCUGCUGGAGGCCGGAGACAUGCUGCAGUUUCCCGACAUCAGGGACGCAGCGGCAGAGUUUUUAGAGAAGAACCUGCACUCGUCUAACUGCCUGGGGAUGAUGCUGCUGUCAGACGCUCAUCAGUGCAAAAGGCUGUACGAGCUGUCGUGGAGGAUGUGCCUGCUGCACUACGAGACGAUGAGGGAGUCGGAGGACUUCUACAGUCUGAGUAAAGACAAACUGCUUGAGCUGAUUCUUAGUGAUGAGCUGGAGAUAGAGGAUGAACAGGUGGUGUUUAACUCGGUGAUGCGUUGGGUUCGAUUCGACUUGGAGGGUCGUCGUCACCACAUACCGGAGCUGCUGCAGGGCAUCAGGCUGGCUUUGCUGCCCUCUGAGUGUCUGCUGGAGGCCGUGGCCUGUGAGGAGCUGGUGAUGGCCGACAAGAGGAGCAGGUCGAUAGUGGAGGAGGCGAUGCAGUGUAAGAAGAAGAUCCUCCAGAACGAUGGCGUGGUGACCAGUCCCUGUGCUCGACCACGAAAAGCAGGACACACACUACUGAUACUGGGAGGCCAGACCUUCAUGUGUGACAAGAUAUACCAGGUGGACCAUAAAGCUAAAGAGAUCAUUCCUAAAGCCGACCUGCCCAGCCCCAGGAAGGAGUUCAGUGCCUGUGCCAUCGGCUGUAAGGUGUACGUGACGGGAGGACGAGGGUCAGAGAAUGGGGUUUCGAAAGACGUCUGGAUCUACGACACGGUCCACGAAGAGUGGUCCAAAGGAGCUCCUAUGCUGAUAGCCAGGUUUGGCCAUGGCUCGGCUGAGCUGGAGAACAGCCUCUAUGUAGUUGGAGGUCACACAGCCAUAGCUGGAGUGUUUCCUGCCUCUCCAUCUGUCUCUCUAAAACAGGUGGAGCGUUAUGACCCCCUCAGUAAUAAAUGGACCAUGAUGGCUCCUCUCAGAGAUGGAGUCAGUAAUGCGGCAGUGGUCAGUGCUAAACUCAAACUCUUUGUGUUUGGAGGGACGACCAUACACAGAGACAAGGCCUCAAAGGUUCAGUGCUACGACCCCGUGGGGAACCGCUGGAACAUCGCGGCUGAAUGCCCCCAGCCGUGGCGUUACACGGCAGCAGCUGUGUUAGGGAGUCAGAUCUUCAUCAUGGGGGGCGACACUGAGUUCACCGCCGCCUCUGCUUAUCGGUUUGACUGUGAAACCAACCAGUGGACACGAGUGGGCGACAUGACGUCCAAACGGAUGAGCUGCCAUGCCGUGGCGUCAGGAAAUAAGCUGUACGUGGUGGGGGGGUAUUUUGGAACGCAGCGGUGUAAAACGUUGGACUGUUAUGACCCAACGUCAGACAGCUGGAACUCCAUCACCACCGUGCCUUACUCUCUGAUCCCCACCGCCUUCGUCAGCACCUGGAAACACCUGCCUGCCUAAGGGGGAGGAAUUAGAACUACAGGUGUUGAAGAUUAUCCGGCUUGAGGAGGAUCUCUGAGACUCCGCACAGGACCAACAGGACGAUCCGUCACACUCACUGACUCUGGAUCAGUCCUGAACCACAGCACAGUAUCUUCAUACAGAGAGAGAGAGACUCUGAAUCUGAUGCUUCCUUCAUAAUGUGAUCAGACCGACUCACGCAAACAGUGUUUUUGUUCUGUUUUCUCUGGGGCCAUGUUUCAUUCAUGUCUUAGUAAUUAUCGAAUAAACCACACUGUUUAAAAACAGGGGCAGGACGCUGCCACAUCAACACAUGUACAUACUGCCAUGUUCCCUCAAAACACUACAACAUAGGAAGUGAAGCCGAACGUGAAGCUCCACGUGCUAAGAUGUUCUCUAGUAUCACUACUCUGGUAUUAUAGUGUUACCAGCAUUUCUGCCACGUCUGCACUCAGAGAGUGAGUGAGUGAGUUCAAACUGUCCUCUCUUCAUCAUCGCAGAAGAAAUCAUUCAUGAGUUUAGAUUGAUUACGUCAGAUCAGUGUGAGUGUUCAACAUGUGGGUAUUUCAGCAGGAGCAUUAUUGUUUAAUAUGAGGAGGUUAAGAUGUGAUCAGACCUAACACAAACUGAAUUUAGUGCACGAUGAAGUCAAAUAGAAAGUCAAUGGCAACACUACGGCUGUAUCUGCAGCGGGAUGCUAAUUGUAUGUGUUCAAACAUUUACACUGAGACACAAAUCUGCUUGAUGCUGUGUCACUGAAGACAAUCAGUGUUUAGAUUUCCUGACUUCCUGGAAUGCAUCAGAAAAGAUGGAUCUCACCUCCAUUCAACAAAGAAACAUUGUAAAAGUUGUUUUCUUCUCUUCUUGAGGACAGACCUGACAAAGCUUGACUUUUAUUUGAGCAAACUUUAGAGCUGUUAAUUUCCAGAACAUCACAAGAUCAUCAGUUUCUGUUUCAGGUUCAUACCACUGAAGUAAGCCAGACUGAAGCAGUAUUACAACUCUGAUUAUAAGAUGAGCUCCUUUUUUAAGAUCCAUUUAUAUAAAUACUUUUUUAAGACCAUAUCCUGUUUUUACAAAGAAAACUUUAAUCUAAAUGAUAAAUGUAACUAGGGCUGUCAGACAGUUCAUUUCUUUCAUUGUGAUUAAUUGCUGAUUUCAGUUCUUCAUUCUGAUUAAUCACAUUUUUAAUCACGUCUUAAAAUUUAAGACAUUUAAGAAAAGUUUUUAAGUCCAUAUUAACAAUGUAAAGCAGUUCUUACUUGUGUGUUGAUUCGUGAAUCAAAUGAAACAAGUCUUCCUCAGUGUGACUGACCUGCAGUCAUUUCAGCUGCUCUGUAGUUAACUUCAGUGAUUGAGUCUCAUCCUCAGGUCUGUGGUUAUUCUCUCUCUCCUAAAUAGCUCUCUGUCAGUUUUUGUGAUGUGGUCGCCCGCUGACAACAGUCUGAUUAGCUGCACCUGUAUGCUUAGCUCGUAGGUGGUCGCUCGAACUCAAAGUACUUCAUGAUGUUUUAAUUCAGUUUGACACAGAGACCGGAUUACUUUGACCUGACGUUUUUUAGAGUAAGAUGUGUCGUUCAAAAGAGCAGAGGUGUUAUUUUACGCAGCUGCAAGCAGGAAGACAGUUCAGUGUUUCAACUACUGGGUGCUGAGAGAAGCAAUAUUGCACACAGUCAGAAAAAAAGUCAUUGAUUUUGGACCUAGAAUUGCAUCGUGUUAACGCUGACAGCCCGUAUAGUAACACACUGAAUAAAACAAGGUCUGUUAUAGUAAUUGUCCCAUUUAAAUCACAUAUGAUCAGAUGUGUAGAUGUUCUCAGUAUUUAAACACCAUAAAGAUUAAAAUAAUCUGCAGCCUAUUGGAUGGAUGACAGACCUGAUUUUCAGUCACAUUCUCAGACACAUUUUUCAGACGUUCUUUUUAUGCUCUCCAUCUUCAGACAUCACAGCUCAGUGACUUCAUACGUCAGCUCAGUGACAGCUGUUGAAUGUCUCUGCUGAAAAGAUAACCGUUAUAUUAAUAUCAGCAUCAUAACUCCACCUACUUUUGAUGAAUAACUCCGCCUACUCUUGAUGGAUAACUCCGCCUACUUUUGGGGUCUCGAUCACUGUGUCUCUCCCUGCUGCUGUGUGAGUGACAGCUUGCCACAGUCAUGAGGAGUAUACUCACUCUACAGACAAGCUGAGCGACAACUGUGGUGAUGAAUAUUGCCCUGUAAUUACUAAACCCUGAAGUGUAGACGAUCACACAUUUUCCACAUGCAGUCAUAGGAAAAAUACGCCCUCUCUUACUCUGAUCAGUAUGGUGGUCACUAGUCCCAAUAAAAGAAAUGGUCUCUAUCAGAGAUGUGAUGAUAGAAGAUAUGUUGAUACAUUUUUGCCAUCAUAUCAUUUGCGAGGGUUGAAAUUUUGUAUCCCCUCUUAUCUGAAUGUACAGAACUGAUUUUAAACUGAAUCCUAAACUUGUGCGAGUACUGCAGCACCUGUAUUUUCUUUGUGUUUGGUCUGAAUUCACCUGUGACACUAUUAUUCACACUGGUCCAACAUGGUUGCUUUGAAAAUCUUCCAAGGAGUUAGGAUUGGUCAGUUGAUCUGGUUGGAUUAACGCUGGAUAUCUAAAUCUGGAUUAUUCUGAUCCAGAUGAAACCUCCCAAACAGCUGGGCCUCCAGGAUGAGGUCUGUCUGCAUCAUCCCCGUCUGGCUGUUCUGAACCACAGUCAGCAGCUUCAGCUGAAGUGCCAACACAGCAACCACAACACAGAGACUGAUCAGUGCCGGGUGACAACACAAGUCUUAAUUUCAUGAUACCUUAAUCUCAUCCUUCAGCUUGAUGGAGCUGGAUCCGGUUCAGGGCCCAGUGUCUCUGAGCCUUAUGUUGAGACUCUGCUGUCAGUAGAGCAACACAACUCACUUCUUACUUUUGCCUUUGAGACCUCUGUUGAGCUUUAAAGCGUCAUUUUGAAUAUCAUUUAAAGUGUAAGGAAACACACCGUCUGUGAAUUAAAGUGACAGUUCGACAUGGACUCUGUGUUUUAAGAACAUGUGAAAUAGUAACUCUUAGAUGUGGAGGUUUUACAGUCUUUAUGUCAGACAUGAUGUGAGAAGCACAGAGCAGCGUGGUGCAGAGUGUCCUGCAGAAACAUCACUUCCUCUGAACCCUGAGCUGAAUCCUACUUUUCUACAACACUAUGCACUUUUGAUAUGCAUCCAUUGACAGAGGAGUGUAAAAUAGUUUCUGCAUGCUGGAGCUACAUCGGCUGUUAUGAUAAUAGAAACAGGCACAAUAAGGACAAUGGAGGUUUCUGCAGGACACAGGUGCAUCACGGCUGGUUCACUAUAACGUCUCUGUACAGUAUUUGCUGGUGUUUUAAGUCUUUUGCACUCGUCUAACUUGUCAGAGCUGUCUCAGUUUAAUCUGCCUGGACUUUGAUUUCAGAUCAAAUACUCUGCAGCUGUUCUUUAAAAGCUGAAGAGGUGAAAAUGUUAGUGUUUUUGAAAGAAGUGACGAUUUUAGGAAUGAUUUUAAAGGAUCUUCUUUGAGGACAAAUUGUUGGAUACUGAAUGUUUUUACUGGUGAAAAUAAACUUUGACCCACUUUUUAAA
Notolabrus celidotus (New Zealand spotty) is the source of this 5639-nucleotide messenger RNA. RefSeq names its product kelch-like protein 25 (gene enc2). Gene Ontology annotation, molecular function: protein binding. Bases 268 to 2037 code for a protein of 589 amino acids. The transcript is spliced from 12 exons. Lineage: Eukaryota; Metazoa; Chordata; Actinopteri; Labriformes; Labridae. The record is from RefSeq and is a predicted model, not a curated record.